ACAUGGACGUCAUCUGAGCUCCUGUCUACAUGUUGUUUAAUUCGUCAGUCAACUAAUACAGUUACUCAAGGCACUCGACAGCAUUCCACAAACAUCACCAACCAAAUACAAAGCUCCAAAGACUCCACAUUCCGAACCGCCCAAGAUCGCAGAUGUCGCAACAGAUCGCCGGACAGCAGCAACGAAUAUGAAUCGCAAUCGUCAGAACCAGAUGCGCCAAAUGGAUCGCGGUAACGAGGGCCUGCAGCAGGUCAUCCAAAUGCAGGGGACCGCCGCAGGGGCUCAGGGUCAGCCGCAGGGUCAAGUUGGCGCCCAGGGACAAACUCCGGCCACGCAGACCGUGCGCCGCAAGACGACCUACACCCGGACGGAGAUGCUGUCUCGGGGACUGCCCACCACUCAAAACUAUCGCAAUGCUCCGCCAGCUGGGCAUGAUUGGAGCAACCAGUUGUCCCCGAAACCGCGCUAUCCCCAACCCCCAAAGGCUGUCGUCCCCGCCACGCCAUUGGGACAAAGCACCAAUGCCACCAAUAAGAGCAGUUCUCCUCGAAGACAGCGAAGUUUUCUGCCCCGGGUGGCCAGAUUGCCGGCCAAAUCGGAUAAAUCGCCCAAUAGAAUGCAGAAUCGAUUGGGCCGUGAGACUGAGGGCAAAGUGGAGCAGUCACACAUUCCUGUGGGUACGCAUAAACCCAUGCAUUUGGUGAAUUCACCGCAGGACAGUGAUAGCAGUAGUCCGGCUCCAAGGACCAUAAUGGCCAAUGGAGAUGGCCUAAUAAGCGAUAAUAGUAGCUUCUCGGAACGCCACAAGAUCAAGUUGGCCAAGGCCAUUCGCCUGCCAGAUGAUCAGAACAAGAGUUUCGUAUAUCUUUGCAAGCCGGUGAAGAAGGUCAAGGAGCUGCUGACUGCUAGAAGACUGCGCAAUAGUUGUGAGCAACUAAACGAGGCGAAUGAAGGGGAUUUCCUUCUGGAGGAGCUGCAGUCGACAAAGUUGCAAUUGACCCUUUCCGAGGAGGCAUUGCGCAGCAAGGGCGGCAGCGAAGAUUACGGCGACUGCAUUCUAUCCCCCAUCGAGGGUCUAACGCAGUCAUCGAGUUCCACCAGUCAGUUGGACAGUCCCACGUUGGAGGCCAUGCAGCAGCGGCAACAGCAAUUCGAGGCUAAGGCGAUGAGCAGUCAGGAGCGUUUGAAGAACCGCCUGCUGGAAGUCCGUCAGCGGCAGCGACAUUUGCUGCAAUUGGAGCACGAACAGCGCCACAAGGAGCAGCGCCAGUUGGAAUUGGAUCAGGUGUGCCAGAAUCUGCCCGCUUUGCAGCAUGAAAUACGAAUGCUUCAGCAGUUGAGCGAAAAACUGGAGGCCACACUAAGGGUGUCGAAUAUACCCAAACCCCCGACGCCAAAGAAGCGAAGCUCUAUGGUAAUCGACAAGGACUUGAAUCAGAAAUCAUCUACCCGUUUCUAUACGCCACGUACGAGUCCCUAUCAACUGGAUGAGCUGCCCAUCACCAAAUUGUGCUGUCUAAGUGUAGAACAGAUUGUUCAGCGUCCGCAAAGAGCUCGCAGCGUGGCCAUGACUCAUCAUUUUGGUUUGGUCCAGGAGUUCCGUGUGGAGACCAAGACCCUGAACGAAUUGAAGACAGCCGAUGAUUCGCAAUGCUUUUAUCUGCCAGCUCCCAGGGAGGAACCAUCGUCGUUGGCCUCGAAAACGCCCAAAGAAUUCGAUCCCCUGCAGCGAACUAAUUUCCGGAAGUUACGGGAGAACCCGAACAUACUGCUACAGCAACUGAGACCACUUAUAGCGGGGGCUGGAAGACCCUUCAACCUCUUGGAUCAGGACACCAUGUUCUUUAAUAGCCUGGCCUAUGGGGAGUCCAAACCCUUGGCUGGCAGCGCUGCCGAGCAACUCGAAGUGGCCACACGAGAGGCGGGAGGCGGAGGCGGUGGAGGAUCCAUUGCCAGUUAUGGCGGAGCCAUCGCCUAUUCACGUCUCUCGGUGCGGGUCAAUGAAGUGGGACGAUCUGCAGACCAGGGGGAUCAACUGGCGAGAGCCUCUCUAUUAUGUCCUAACCAAGUUCAUAAUACUACGCAAACGGAGCUUGAAUCGCCGAGGAAAAAUAAAAUUACAAAACAGGAAACGGAAACGGAUAUCAGUUCCCCCGAUUAUACACCGAAUCCCAGUCCCAGGCAAGUCAAGCGAAAGAAAUUUGAAGAGGUUAAGGCGAAGGUACGCAGGCAGGAGAUUCAGGAACCUGAUCCGAAACCAAAGAAGACCAGGAAUAUCAUACGUCGAGUGGCGCCCCAGUCGCCCAUCGAAAGCCGCGUAGAGCCCAAGGUGCGGUUGCAGUUGCUCAAAACCGUGCUGGUGGGUAUGGUCCAAGUUGCUGUUAUUUUAGUUCUCAUCAUGGCCUUCACCUAUCCGGAUAUUAGCUGCUAAACCAUCUACUUAACCCAUCAAUCUCUCACACACAACACAUUAUAUGUCAGCAAAACAAAACCCAUUCUUUCCAAAAUUAUUCAAACUUGUGAGAUUUUUAUCCUCAAAACGAACCAUAACGAAGGAUAUGCCAUAGAAAAUAGCAUGACACAAUAAUGGCUACACAAGCAAGCAGCGGAAAAAACGAAAGAUACAAAAAUCAAUCCACAUAAACUCCGAUAACCGAUUCGGUGUUCGAGCUCACACUUACAUUUUCGAAUUUAUUGUUUUCUUACUGGGCCGCAGCGAUGCCAAGUCGAUCAAUGUUAAUAAAAUUUCAUGUGCAAUGUG
Messenger RNA from Drosophila subpulchrella, 2761 nucleotides. RefSeq lists its product as uncharacterized. Lineage: Eukaryota; Metazoa; Arthropoda; Insecta; Diptera; Drosophilidae. The record is from RefSeq and is a predicted model, not a curated record. The coding region runs from base 188 to 2431 and encodes 747 amino acids. The transcript has 2 exons.